AUGGAGCUCAACUUUGCCUCGUAUGUGUCCAUUGUUCUCUUGGUCCUCUCCGGCACGUACGUCUACUGCGCGACACGGAGCCGGUCGCCGCUGCGGCUCCCGCCCUCGCCGCCCGGGUGGCCUGUGAUCGGCCACCUCCACCUGAUGACGGACAUGCCCCACCACGCACUCGCAGAGCUGGCCAGGAGCAUGCGCGCUCCGCUCCUCCGGCUUCAGCUCGGGAGCAUCCCGGCCGUGGUGAUCUCCAAGCCCGACCUGGCGCGCGAGGCGCUCACCACCAACGACGCGGCAAUGGCGUCCCGGCCACACCUCCUCUCCGGGCAGUUCCUCUCGUUCGGCUGCUCCGACGUGACGUUCGCGCCGGCGGGGGCCUACCACCGGAUGGUGCGGAGGGUGGUGGUCUCCGACCUCGUCUCGCCUCGCCGAGUGGCCACCUACGGAAGCUUCCGGGACGAGGAGCUCCGCCGCCUCCUCGCGCACCUCACGGAGAGCGCCUCGACGACGGAGACCUCCGUCAACCUCAGCAAGUGCCUCCUCAACCUGGCCAACGAUGUGCUCUGCCGCAUCGCCUUUGGCCGCCGGUUUCCGCACGGCAAGGACGACAAGCUCGCCGCGGUGCUCGCCGAGUCGCAAGACCUCUAUGCCGGAUUCGCCAUAGGCGACUUCUUCCCGGAGUUGGAGCCUCUCGCGAGCACCCUGACGGGACUCCGCCGCCGGCUGAAGAGCUGCCUGGCCGACCUCCGCGAGGUCUGUGACGAAAUCAUCGAGGAGCACAUCAGCGGCCAACGCCAGCGCAUCCCCGGCGACCGAGACGAGGACUUUGUCGACGUCCUCCUCCGCGCCCAGAAGGCGGCCGAUCUAAAAGUCCCACUCACCGACGACAACCUCAAAUCCAUCGUCUUGGACAUAUUCAUCGCCGGCACAGACACGACGUUUGCGACGAUAGAGUGGACGAUGACAGAGUUGAUGCGCCACCCACGCAUCCUAAGAAAAGCGCAGGACGAGGUCCGGUGGGUCGUGGGUGCCAAGGGUCAGGUGGAAGAGUCGGACCUCGUUGAGCUCCACUACAUGCGCGCCAUCAUCAAGGAGACCUUCCGUUUGCACCCGGUGGUUCCGCUGCUUGUGCCUCGGGAGUCCAUUGUCGCAUGCACCCUUGGCGGCUAUGACAUCCCGGGCAAGACCCGCAUCUUUAUCAACACUUUUGCCAUGGGUCGGGACCCGGAGAUUUGGGAGGACCCACUAGAGUACUGGCCAGAACGGUUCGAGAUCGCCGGCGGUGAGAUCGACCUCAAGGACCGGGACUAUAAGCUGAUGCCGUUUGGCGGUGGUCGGAGAGGGUGCCCAGGCUACACGUUCGCACUACCCACUGUGCAGUUAACGCUGGCCAAACUGAUGUAUCACUUCGAGUGGGCCCUGCCAGAGGGCGUGCGCGCUGAGGACAUCAGUGUAGAAGAGAGCUUUGGGUUAGCCACAAAGAAGAAGGAGCCGCUCUUCGUUGCCGUCAGGAAAAGCGACAUGUAUGAGUUUAAGGGGGAAAAAUGGACAAAUCACUAUUAG
Messenger RNA from Triticum turgidum subsp. durum (durum wheat), 1557 nucleotides. Lineage: Eukaryota; Viridiplantae; Streptophyta; Magnoliopsida; Poales; Poaceae. The record is from the annotation of a GenBank genome assembly.